This is a messenger RNA of Asparagus officinalis (garden asparagus), 925 nucleotides long. RefSeq names its product basic leucine zipper 23-like. NCBI's taxonomy places the organism in Eukaryota, Viridiplantae, Streptophyta, Magnoliopsida, Asparagales, Asparagaceae. Gene Ontology annotation, biological process: DNA-templated transcription; regulation of transcription by RNA polymerase II. The record is from RefSeq and is a predicted model, not a curated record. Gene Ontology annotation, molecular function: DNA-binding transcription factor activity, RNA polymerase II-specific; RNA polymerase II cis-regulatory region sequence-specific DNA binding. The coding region runs from base 209 to 709 and encodes 166 amino acids. The transcript is spliced from 2 exons.
CAAUUGAUGCUUUUUUGCACCAAGGUCGCUCUUUGACGCUGGAAUUGCAAUCUUCAGCAAGAUUCUCCACUUGGGGUGCUCUUGCUUCUUGAAUUUGUGAUUACCAUAGAAGCUAGCAUUGAGCAAACACCUUCAAGUUAUUGAAUAAGAUAGGGAGAGCUUGAAGCCUGUGCACAUAUUGAAUGAGCACCUAUAAGCUGUAGUAUAUAUGGAUGAUGGAGAACUCGAUAUUUCAAACCAGCUACUUAUGUCGAACUCUGACCUAUCUAACAACAUCGAAGAAUUCCUGAGGAACAUCAAGACUUGCGCCCACACCCAGGUCCUGUCCGCGUCUGAAGGAGAGAGAGAGGAGGAGGUGAAGAGGCCUCGGAAGCCAUUAGGAAACCGAGAGGCCGUUCGGAGGUAUCGGGAGAAGAAGAAGGCCCACACUGCUUACCUUGAAGAGGAGGUGAAAAAACUCAGGCUCGUAAAUCAACAUCUAACGAGGAAAUUGCAAGGGCAAGCAGCAUUAGAGGCCGAGGUUGUUAGGCUCAGGAGCCUUCUUGUUGAUCUUCGGGCAAAAAUUGAUGGCGAGUUGGGUGUUUGUCUAUGUAAGAAACAAUGCAGCGAGAUUGGGAAAAUUCUCGGGUGGGAUAUUGAUCACCAAACUAGUCCUAACAAUGAAGAUUCGAGGCAUAAUUUGGCUGCAGCUGCUUCUCUAGAGGAAUAAUCUAAUUAAUGCCUGAAACGGCAACGUUUCGAGUUCCUCGGUAUAAAUAUUUUUUUACUUGCAUUAAGUUUUGUUUCCCAUCUGUUCGGCGUUCUGUUUGAAUGAUCAUACCAUGUUGAUGUAGGUAUGUGUAGAAAGAAAUAGUAGAUCUAUCAUUGCAAAUAAUGUUCUAUAGAUGGAGAGAACUUCCUACAUAUCAUGUGUUAGGGAGUUUAU